CCGAGAGUAGCUCAGAAGAUGACGUGGAUUCCUUUCGUGAUUGCCAUGAAUCUAAGCCCUCCCACUAUCAUCUUGACUUGGCCAAAAUCUUGUAUGGAGAUUCCAUGCCACGAUUCUUGGGCCUGGGUGAUUCGAUUUUUAAAAGUCUCUCAGGGGCAAGCGGGACCAAAUCACACUCGUCGCGAGAAGACGAUGUUGCAAGAAGGCUUUUAGCCGCACGAAAAAAAUCUCCAACAAAAUCGAUGGUUACAGGAGAGCAACCGCAGAUCCUCGCAGCACAUUCUUCAUCUAAUCCACAUCAAAACCUCGAAGUUGCUACUGCGAUUCGAAAACCUCCCUAUAGCAUUAGCCGACUAAAGAAGACAGCAAAAGUUCCUGUACCUGAGCAGCCGCUGAUCCGCUCCUACAAACUCGACACUCCACCAAGAGACGAGCUGGUAUACUGCACCGACAGCCUCCGCCGCGUGGACCGAAAAGUCGCCCGCUACGUACGAACAUAUCGAGAGCUCAUGAACCAGAUCCGGCGACAGAACGGUCUACGUAUGGAUCUCGCUGUGCGCCAGCCCAAGCCUAAGAUGAAGCCUCUGCCUCCGACAUUUCCCCCAUCCAUGCGCAAAAUGCUCUCGAAUUCUUUCAAAGAAGUCGAAGACCUCACGUACCAGUACCAUAAAGCCAUGGCCGCUAUUCGAAGGUAUAGGGAUGAUGGACCCGAGCUUAUAAGGAAGGUUGCAACCGAUAUCCCUAGAAGUUUUGUGUCAUGGCUCAAAAGCGCAACGAAUGAAAGCGCACAUUGGGUUGGCGUGUAUGAGAAGGACUUUGAGAACGUGAUGGCCACGAUUAGGAUGAAUAAAAUCUACAGGGACGGACUCGAAAACACCACCCUUGUACCCACGGGCGCGCUUCGUGGCGUCGGCGACAACAGCUACGAGACCGGCAUUCUCCGGUUUACAAACGUCCGCCUCACGCCCAAACGCCUCCUUGCUGAGCUGUCUGAGACCACUCGCCAGAUGCAGGCCAUCAUCGACAGCCUGCAAGACCAGAUCGGCCUCACACUUCAUAGGCUCGUAGUCGCGGACCUUGCGAACAAGAUCUUUGGGGUCACCACGUCGCUGGCGACAUCCAUGAAUAAAACACUCACUGUGAGAAGCUUCCGCGCAGACAUGGCCCUCACCGCCAACAACUCCGCCGUCGUUGUGUACGGGCUGCACAUGCGUCUCCGGUGGCAGUUCACCAGCAUGAUCAUGUCGCGCCGCGGGCGGAAAUCCCAUGGACAGAGACAGGGCCGAGCGCUGCGCAAGCUUGCGAAUAUCACGCACAGAUACGCGCAGCUUUGCUCGUUCGACAAGAACCUGUUCUUUGGCAGUGAUCAUAUGACGGGUGUUAUACAUAAGUUGCUUCGUGCCAAGGAGAUGGAGAAUCGUUUGAGCAGGUUGAUGAAUAUAAGGGAGGGAAAAUAUGUAUCGAUCAGUAUGUAUGCUAGGAAGAAGAAAAGGGUCGAAAAGUCGGCGGAGAAGUCGACGGAGACGAAAGUCAGGAAGAUGGAUGCGCAGUACAAUGCGAUUAAGGCGUUGGAAAAUACGGUCAAAGGGUGGCUAGGAUGACGUGCGGUUAUAGAACAGGGACGCACGGC
Molecule: messenger RNA, 1630 nt
Organism: Paraphaeosphaeria sporulosa
Lineage: Eukaryota; Fungi; Ascomycota; Dothideomycetes; Pleosporales; Didymosphaeriaceae
Exons: 2
Coding region: 243-1601 (452 amino acids)
Source: RefSeq, a predicted model, not a curated record